CUGAAGACCUAUUCUAUCACGGAUGUUCACGGGUCUUUUCAGAUAUCGGGCCACCAAUAAACAAGUUAUUUCAUUUCGGGAUAAACAAAUUAUAAGCACUUACAGCAAACAGGUUCUGUGCAAACACAAGGUCAAAUUUUGUCAAUGAUCUGCAGAUGAAGAAAUUGACACAAGACUCAUUUUGCACAUGUCAAAUGGUGACUGUCUAAGACAGGGUCAUGAUUGUGAUUGAAACAGUUGAUACUAAAUGUAAUUGUUCUGGCCCUUCCAAUGUUUGACCGAAUAGAAGUGUGUCACCGCUGGGUAGCUGUUGGAACAGGCAGACAAAUCAGAUAUUUGGCUGUUCAUGUCCUUGCAACCAAAGAAAGCCUGUUGACUUCAAGUUAUUCUAGCAAUUACUGGUUUUGACCAGACAUGGGAAACUUCAAUCUCCUCGUACGUUGGCGGCUUUGUACCUGCACGUCAAAAGCGCUGCAUUUCAAGCUGACCACUGUUGGGGACGAAGUCUGGAGCCCGAAACAGACCUUUCCACACCAGUGGGGAUGGGGGAUAUUAGUAGCACAUGGCUAUGAGCCUUUGUGGACUACACUACUACAAGCAUCUGAGUCAUGGGAUGUAGUUGUAAGUCUGAUAGUGGGUGCAGAGCAAGGUGUGACUGUGUUGUGGCACAUUUGAUGAAUACACCACUUUGCAAACAUUUUGUCGCUAGCUAACCAAAGCAUCCGUUAUGUACGGCAUAUAAUUGACACAAUUUUGUUUCAAAAUAUAUUCAAGCUGCACUUCUGCUCAUUCGAGACGUCACACACAUCGCGGGUUCAAAUCCAGUAGUGCCCCGAUUAUAAUCCGUUGUUUGUCACUACCAUAUCCGCACUCCUAGCUUCAACACAAGUUCCGCUUUGUGUUUCCAUGGCAACACGUGGCGAACAUUACAGUGAGCGUUCUCUACAUCAUCAAUUAGUAUUUUCUUAACCCACGAAUUACCUCUAUGUUGAACAGAUUAAAGGUUUUACAGAUUACCGACGGUCUGGAACAUCUCGGUGGUAUCCGGUGGCCUAUAUUUGGAUGUCUCGUUAUCACAUACGUCCUGGCGUUCUUAUGUCUCUUUCAAGGGAUCAAGGUCUCAGGAAAGGUAGUAUACGUCACCGUGAGCGUUCCUUACAUACUCAUCACUGUCUUCCUUAUCCGGGGCUGUCUACUCCCGGGAUCAGCAGACGGGAUAUAUUACUACAUAUACCCCAAGUUUGAGAGGCUGCUGGAUCCAAAGAUUUGGAUUGAGGCUUGUAACUACGCCUUGCUCACACUCGGAAUUGCGUUUGGAUGUCUACCAACAAUGGCAGGACACAAUGAAUUAAACAACAAUUGCUUCAGGGAUGCUGUACUUAUGGUUGGCGCCGUUGCAUUGACAUCUGUAUACGCUGGGUUUGCCUUCUUCGCCAUCAUGGGUCACGUCGCUUACCUGCGGGGUGUGACUGUGGACGCGUUCCAAACCUCAGGAUACAACCUUGGAUUCAUCGUAUACCCAGAAGCCGUGGCUUCCCUCCCCUUGCCUCAGUUGUGGUCUGCCUUGACCUUUUUGAUGUUGAUAACACUCGGAAUGGACUCUCUGGUACCAUGCUUUGAAAUCGCAGUAACAGCAGUGUCAGAUCACUUCCCCAGCCUAGCACGCCGACGUUGGUUGGUUAUCAUCAUUGUCCUGGUCCCUUGCUGCCUCCUCGGCCUACUUUACACGUCACAGGGGGGCAUGUACAUGCUUACACUGGUGGACUGGUAUGCGUUCUUCCCCUCAGUAGCAGUUUUUGGCAUGUUGGAAUGCUUCGUUGUCAGCUGGAUCUAUGGCACACACAGAAUGGAGAAGGUCAUUAACUUAAUGUGGGGGAAGACUGUUCCUUGGGUCCUGACCUUCUGCAUGAAAUUUGUCAGCCCAGGACUCCUCUUGAUCAUCUUCUGCUAUUCCCUGUACUCGUACCGACCCCCGAAAUACGGAGACUACAUCUACCCCGCCUGGGCCACAGGACUUGGAUGGAUGAUAUCAUUUGCUUCAGUCUUACCUCUGCCUGUUGUCUUCAUCUGGACAGUGUACAAAACAGAGGGAAAUACAGUCGGAGAGAAAUUAAAGAAGUCGCUGGAACCCGACACACACUGGGAACUUUCUUCGUCGUUUGCAGAUACAGUUAAUGAGAACACCCUGGAACUAAUCAUUUAAUUUAAUUUAAUCAUCGGGAAGUUUAUGCAACAACGACUCCCAAAUACCUUCUCAAAGACAAUAUUUGAACUGAAGAUGAACGUGUUACUUGUCGUUAUAAGGCUGAAAUUAUGCCGACGCGACGUUAAAUUUUAACUCACUCACUACAGAGUGUUACCCCACUGUUUUAGAUAUUAUAUGUAUUUGAUCACCAUUAACUUCACCCGAAGACACGGAUGGUUAUCAUAAAGCUUAUGUUCUUAUUUCACAAUCAACUAUAUAAGGGUGGUUGGGUAGCCUAGUGGUUACAGCAUGUAUGGUGUCGCCCGCGUGAUAUUGCAGGAAUAUUACUUAAAGCGGUGUAAAACCUCACUCACUCACUCAAUCACUCAACUAUAGCCCUUGACAAUGAAGUCACGUUCGGGGACUAUUUACCUUUAGGAUAAUGUGAUAAUAAGCUGCAUAUACGUAGUUCCUGACACAAGAACAAAUCAUUUGAACAUAUAAAGGAUAUAUUUAAAGUUGAGCUUAUGCAUGUGGUAGACACAUUUGAUAUUAAACUGACAACAAGCACUCUUUUCCUAUCAACUGUUAUGAGAGUAUUUUAUGAAUGCUUCUACUACUAUUUCACUAAGUUAUUUUUUAACUUCCUCUGCUUCUUUGAGUGAGUUGGGUUUAACGCCGCUUUUAACAUUAUUCCAGUUAUAUCACGGCGUGUCAGCUUAAUGUGAG
Messenger RNA from Haliotis rufescens (red abalone), 2914 nucleotides. RefSeq names its product sodium- and chloride-dependent GABA transporter 3-like. The coding region runs from base 986 to 2203 and encodes 405 amino acids. Lineage: Eukaryota; Metazoa; Mollusca; Gastropoda; Lepetellida; Haliotidae. The record is from RefSeq and is a predicted model, not a curated record. The transcript is spliced from 10 exons. Gene Ontology annotation, biological process: sodium ion transmembrane transport. Gene Ontology annotation, cellular component: membrane.